AUGGAAACCAGGGUUGCAGUGGUCACCGGAGGCAACAGAGGAGUGGGGUUAGAGAUAUGCAGGCAACUCGCGAGUAAUGGCAUUCUUGUCGUGCUGACUGCAAGGGAUGAAAAGAAGGGCUCUCAAGCUGUCAAGGCACUAGAGCAGUCUGGUCUUUCUGGUGUGAUCUUUCAUCAAUUGGAUGUGACUGAUCGAUCGAGCAUUAUGCUGUUAGUGGAGUUUAUAAGGACCAAAUUUGGAAAGUUCAACAUUUUGGUGAACAAUGCAGCCAUUGGAGGAACAACCAUCGAUCCUGAAAGAUUACGUGAACUCUUAGAGCAGGAUCCCAAGUUCAUCUCGAAUGAGGGGGUCAUAAAGGUGCUAAGUGACAUUGAUAACCUGUCGGAUGAGAAGCUCAAGGAUGUGGCCAGCAUUUUCUUGAAAGAUUUCAAGGAUGGAAAUCUAGAAGCACAUGGCUGGCAACCAGUGGUAUCAGCAUAUGCAGUGUCCAAAACGUUGGUCAAUGCCUACAGUAGGCUCCUUGCUAAAAGGCACCCAUCGCUGGAAGUAUGCUGCGUCAAUCCAGGUUUCGUGAAGACUGACAUGAACUAUGGCAUUGGAUUAAUUUCAGUAGAGGAAGGAGCAAAUGCGCCAGUCAGAUUGGCUUUGCAGGAAGCGUGCAGUGACUCGUGCCUUUACUUUGAGCAAUGUGAAAUUUCUGAAUUUUGA
Messenger RNA from Oryza sativa Japonica Group (Japanese rice), 708 nucleotides. Lineage: Eukaryota; Viridiplantae; Streptophyta; Magnoliopsida; Poales; Poaceae. The record is from RefSeq and is a predicted model, not a curated record.